UUUCGGAAAGAUUGUCCUUAUGCGGUUUCCGUGCCCACGUUGACUAGCAUAACAGGCAAACGUGAAAUAUGUUUUCAUAUUUAUUUGUACAUAUUUAAAAGAAAAUGUUGUUAUUGCAGACCGUACAGGUACGUUAUUAUUAUAUUUUUUUAUAUUUUCUUCGUAUUUUCGAUACUUUUAAUACUUAACGCUAAAAUUAUUUUAGCAUGCUAACUGCGCUACAUAUAACAGGAACGUAUGCACCUCAAAUGCUUUGCUUUCAUUUACAAUCGUGUUUUUUCAACAGCAUUAGAAGGUUUGGAGAAACAGAGACGAGACAUAUCCUGCACAACUGUAGUAAAGUUCAUCUCUAUCGCACAAACAUGUUUCCAGAAUUGAACAGUAUUCUCAAUUCCACUCCAGACAGUUUCAAAUCGAGUGACUUUAUCCUAGUGUCAGACAGACGAGCUGAUGCAUCAUUCCUUAUUCAUCACUAUCUGUCUUUCUAUUUACGUGCUGGCUGUAAGGUGUGUUUUCUGGGUCUUGUGCAGUCCUUCAGUCACUACAGUGCUGUUGGGCAGAGGCUGGGAGUGAGUCUGGCACAGGCAAGAGAGAAGGGUCAGCUCGUGUUUCUUGAAGGACUGAAGGAUUCUUUUGGAGUUUUAUUACAGGACACCAGUCAGGAGACACAACCUUUGAGUUACCUCAGGUCCCCAGGUGCUGGACUGGAAGGUCUGUUCAGAUUCGUGGAGCGUUCUGUGCGUCAGAGUGGAGAUGGUGAUGCUGGUGAAUCAUGGGGUCCUCCAGUGUUACUCAUAGAUGAUCUCAGUGUGCUCCUGAGUUUAGGUGUUAGUGUUGGAGCAAUACUAGACUUUACCCUCUACUGCCAAGCCACCAUGUGCUCGGAGUUACAGGGAAAUAUGGUAAUUCUGGUGAGAUGUGAGGAGGAGGAUGCAGAUGAUGAUGAAGGAUCAAACCUGCUUCAGAGGGGACUAGUUCAUCAGUGUAACUUGGCUUUACUUAUAGAGGGGUUACCCACGGGCUACUGCAGGGACAUACAUGGACAGAUGGAGGUUUGGUGGAGACCGAGAGGAGAGACCAUCUACAAUCAACGAAAAAUAUUUCACUUUAAAGUCCACGAUAAAGGAGCAUCGUUUUUUGCUCGAGGGACUUCUAGUGCUGUUCUCUAAGUUUUCAAAUGAAUAUAUAAGUUUUCAUAUUGAAUCUCUUACUGAACUAAUGUCAUCAUUUAGUUUGUUUUAUAUUAAUACAUAUAUUUAAUACAUCACCAGUUGCCGUUGAUUUAUUCACUUGUUAUUACUUGCUGAGAUAACUUGUGUACAAAUAUAAUGGGUGCUUGUAAAAGUACCAACAUGUACAUCAAGAGCUGGAACAAUGAUGCUAGUUGAUGUCAUUGUUUAAAGAGACAUAAAAACAAAUAAGAGCUCAAGGAAAAUCCAUUCUUAGGUUGGGAAUAUUUGAAAAUAAUAUUUGAUUUCACUGAAUACAAGUUCACCAUACAUUUGAAGAUAGACUCGCAAGUUUUUAUUUUUCUCCUUGAAGAAUAGAGACCAUGAGAAUCUGAAUGAUAGUUUCUUAAAGGUACAUUAUGAGAUUCUCUGUAGACUAAUCAGUGGUUAAUUUAUAAAUAACCUUGAAAUAUUAUACUUUAAGAAUAUAUUUGUAGAUUGUAAAAUAAUUAACAUUAUCCUGUUAUGUUAAGUUGUCGCAGAGGGCGCUGUGGUGCUUUUUUUCAGUAUUGUGAUUAAAACACUUUCUUUAUGU
Molecule: messenger RNA, 1764 nt
Organism: Carassius carassius (crucian carp)
Lineage: Eukaryota; Metazoa; Chordata; Actinopteri; Cypriniformes; Cyprinidae
Product: elongator complex protein 6-like
Exons: 7
Coding region: 207-1169 (320 amino acids)
Biological process (GO): tRNA wobble uridine modification
Cellular component (GO): elongator holoenzyme complex
Source: RefSeq, a predicted model, not a curated record